Microbotryum saponariae is the source of this 570-nucleotide messenger RNA. NCBI's taxonomy places the organism in Eukaryota, Fungi, Basidiomycota, Microbotryomycetes, Microbotryales, Microbotryaceae. The record is from the annotation of a GenBank genome assembly.
AUGAUUAAAUUCAAAAACCAAAAUCGCUCUUUCAGUGAUGACCGAGUUAAGUCCUUCCUUCCCAUUUUCCUCCCCUCCUUUCCUGCCUUCCUUUUCGGUCAGAAGCUGACUGUCUUGAAACUUGUUGCGCAGUGGAAGGCUGCGCACCUCUCCCUCUCUCUACUUUGCGCAGUAGCGAUUUUCGUUCUUGGAUGGAUCGGCAAGCCGGGUCGAUCGUCGUUGCGUUGGAGGCUUUGUGAAGUUCUCCCCCCUCUUUCCCCCCCCUUUUUUUUCCCUUCCCUUCCUCUUCUCUUUCCUGUUGCUCGGUUGUUGACUACGCUUCAGCCACUUCUCCUUUUAUUCCUAAGCCGUGUGUUGGAUUCCGUCGAAUAGAUCGUUCGUUCGCGUUGGUCAAGAUCUACGGCAUGGAUCGGGAAGAAAGGUCGCUCGUUUUUUUGGUCAAUAUCCUCGCGUCAAGGCGAGGCUUGUUUCGUUGUAUUGGAUCGUUUUCGCUCGGCCCCGACGGCUCAACAGCCAGCACUCGAGACUCAGCCAAGGGAGGACAUCAGGCGCUGUCGGGGUGACGAGUAG